AUGGUGCCCAAACCAAAGUUCCAAUUCGCCAUUGAAGAGAUUGAAUUAUCUGAUGAUGAAGAAGAUCAAGAGGAUCAAGAAAAUGAAUUGAUAGAAAAAGAGUUUAAAGACAUUAUUCAGCAAAGUAUCUCAAACCUAGAGAAGGAUGCAGCUGUCACACCACAGGUUGUGACUGAAAGGGAAAGUGACACAACAGUGCAAUCUUCCAUACCGACACAUGAACAUAUGGAUGCUCUCAUAGAAGAAUUUCACCGAACUGUAAGGAAGCCUCCCCAAACAGUUCCUGUCGCUACUGAACCUCCAUCUGAAAGUGAUCCAUAA
This is a messenger RNA of Lactuca virosa, 321 nucleotides long. The record is from the annotation of a GenBank genome assembly. Lineage: Eukaryota; Viridiplantae; Streptophyta; Magnoliopsida; Asterales; Asteraceae.